GGGACGAGCAGGCGCGCGCGCUGAUUGGCCAGCGCUGCUUUUGCUGCUGCUGAACCCCAAGAGUCAGUGAGGGGGCGCGCAAGAGCGCGCACGGGGGACAGCGGCGGGGACGCGCCUACAGGAGCGGCGCGCGAGAGCGUGCGAGCUGGGAAAGGAGCGAGCAAGCAAAAGAGGCUGGCUGGCAGGCAGGCAGCUGUGGUGGAGACGGAGCGGGUUGAUGCCCGCCCCACAGGAUGGAUCAAGCCUGCGAAGUGAGCAGAAGGAGCUGCAUGACGCCUUUCGCCAGCUCCUUAGUGUUAGAUGCACUGGAGAAUGGGGGCUGCCCUUAUGGGGGGGAGGGUCAGAGCCGUAGCCCCGUGCCACCUAAUGGGUACACCAUGCAGUUACCCGUAGCAGCGUCCAAGGCUGCUGCUUAUGGCCAAGACCCUUCCUCCUGCUACAUCCCAUUGCGCAGACUGCAGGAUUUGGCCUCUAUGAUCAAUGCUGAAUAUCUGAAUGGCUCAAAAGAUGGCUCUGACUGUUUGCAGGAACUGGAAAGGAGCAACAUCUCCAGCCCUGAGACUCCGGAGCUCUGCAGUUCUUCAGAGUUAGCUGACCCAGAAGACCUGGACAUCAAAGAGGACACUGCAAAACUCCUGGAUUUUGAGUCGCUCUCUUCUUGCUGCGAGGAGGAGGAGGAGGACAAGGAUGCAGAUUCUGAAACGUCAUUUCUAACAGCAGAAGAAAACCCAGAGGAAGAAAUUAAGUUCAUGAUGAAAAAUACAGCCAUGACUUCCUGCAGCAAGGAGGCAGAGUUUGGGAAUGGGACGAAACUGAUUCAAGAGAACCAGCAGAGCACCUCCAUGGAAGCUAGAUACAAUGAGGCCAUUUCUGCCCUGCUGUCACCCCCCAUUCCUCCAGAGCAAAUACAAAGUAAUCAUUGCAAAGGAUCUGGAGUAGGAACUAGAAGUGAGAAAGCAGACCUACCUCCAGUGUCUUAUUUGCCUGGAGAUACAAAGUCGAAAAAAGAAAAAGAGUUCAGCAUUACAAAGGUAUCUGGAAAAGAAGAUCCAGGUCAAAGUCCCAUCACUUUAGGAAACUUGAUAGAAAGACUUGAAACAUCAAUCACUACAAAACCUUCAACGACAGGAUUACCAUCUGUAAGCAGCCUUGGGGGUCGCACCAAGAAGAAACCUAUUCCUGUGAAGUAUGAAGCUGGGGAUCUUGUGUGGGCAAAAUUCAGUAGACGUCCAUGGUGGCCCUGUAAAAUUUGUCAUGAUCCUGUGCUAGAUACUCAUACAAAAAUGAAAGUUUCCAAUCGUAGACCAUAUCGGGAGUAUUAUGUAGAAGCUUUAGGAGAACCGUCUGAAAGAGCCUGGGUUGUAGGAAAAGCUAUUGUAGUUUUUGAAGGAAGACAUCAAUUUGAAGAACUGCCUGUCCUUCGGAGAAGAGGGAAACAAAAAGAAAAAGGCUAUAGGCACAAGGUUCCUAAGAAAUUUAUGGCUAAAUGGGAGAUUAGUGUUGGACUUGCAAAUGAAUGUCUUAAGCAGGAUGGUGCUGAGAAAUGCAGCCAGACUUCUAGCCAUCAAGAUAACGAGAAGAACAUGCAUUUAAUGGAAUCUUGUACAAAGAGGUCCUUAAAUGAAGAGUGCAAGCAGCUGAAUGGAUGUUUUAGAUCAUUGGCAUUGGACUCUAAACAUUCCACUGAAGAAAAGGAAAAGACAUCCAAAGCACGAAUAAAGAAAAGUUCUGAUACAAGGAAGAGAACUAGAGUCAGAAAAAGUAGUUCCAAAUUGGAGACAGCCAAGAGAGAGAGUGAGGGGAAAGUGGCAGUGAACAAAGUUAAAAAUGUGAUCACUACAGAUUUGCCAGAUAAGCAGGCAUCUCAUGAACUGUGCAGGAUAGCAAAAAGCUUAAUGGGAUCCAAAGGAACUGUGGAAAACUACUUGCUCUCUUCUUUUGGAGAGAGGCAAUUUGACAAGAAGUUUAUGAAAACAGAAUACAAGGCCUCUGAUAGAAACUGCCAGCAGGAGGCACCCAAAGCAGACUUGAAGAAAAAGAAAAACCUAGCAGGCUUUAUGUGCAGUUCAAAACUGCAUCACUACUGUUCUGCAGCUGAUGAUGGAACAGAUAAACAAAUGAAAUCUGAUUCAUCAGAUAAUGGUACUUGUGAUCUAGACCCCCUUGACCAAAGUAAUGCAGUAGCUCAAAGUGUCCUGAAAAAUGGUGAUUCUGUCAAUAAAAGAAAAAAGGAACUGUCUUCAGGGUCAAGAACCAUUAAACGUUCUUCACACAUCUCAAAAAGCAGCAAUUCAAGUAGCAAACCUCUAAAAGGCUCUUUAGAUGCAAAUGCCAAUGUUGAAGCAAGAGGUGAGAAAUUCCAUAAGCUGCCCCUUGCAGCUGAGGUGGCCUCAACUUACAGGAAUGACAAUCUAACCCUUGUAGAUAAGCACACUACACUCCAAAGUAAGGGGUUUACAAGUCAAAUGGAUACAAAGCAGCCUCAGUUCAGAAGUAUAAAAUGCAAACAUAAAGGAACUGCUGCUGGGACAAACUUCUCUCACAAGGAAGACAAACGUAGCCCCAACUGCUGCUUUUCUGCUGCCAAAGGUUCUGCUGGGCCUCAGUUAGAUACACCUGCCAAAAGUGGGAAGGUUGAUGGCCCAAAACUUCUGAACACCACAAACCAGAAGUCCCGUGAUUCUGCUGAAAUAGAAACGGCAGUAGUGAAACAUGUGCUUUCAGAACUGAAGGAACUGUCUUGUAGGCCCAUGAACGUUGAAGCUAAAGACUGUGGCCCAGCUAAAACCCCUGGGCCCUUACUCUUUUCCUCUGUCUCUGGGCAGAAACACUUGCCUGUUGAGCCUGACUAUAAGUUCAGCACCUUAUUAAUGAUGAUCAAAGAUAUGCAUGAUAGUAAGACAAAAGAGAAACAGAUAAUGACUACUCAGAACAUAGUCCCUUAUAGAAGUGCUAACAGCGGGGAUAGUUCCGGAAGUUGCGCUCCAAAUGAUUUGACAUCUUUGCCUACAAACGAAUCCACUCAUAAAUUAGAAAAAAAACGAGAUAGUGUUCAAGAACCAGAGUGUCAGAAACCCAAAGAAGUAUCACAGUCAGAAAAGAAACGCCUUAGAAAGCCAAGUAAACGGCUUCUGGAAUAUGCAGAAGAAUAUGAUCAUAUAUUUGCACCUAAGAAGAAAAAGAGGAGCCGGGAAUCAUUUCAGAAGGCAAGUUCUUUAGAGAAGGCUGAAAGCAAACAGGAUUGCAGCAGUGGCAAGCAGAGACAGAAUAAACAUCUAGAAAAGAAGUAUAUGGAUUCGGUCUCACCUGCCUCUUCGUCUAAAGAAUCUCCUCCAGUCCUUGAAGCUGAACAUAGUCUGAUUGAUGACCCUGAGUCCCAUUCCAUGGAGCCGAGGUCUGAAAUGCCCGUUCUGACAUUGUCUUCACCAAAUGUGUUGGAAACUGCUGCUGCUUCUCCUUCACAGGGAGAGGAACGGUUGGUGAAAUCAGGGAGCUUUGAGAGCAAGCGACAGAGGAAGCCAACUAAAAAACUCUUGGAAUCCAAUGAUUUGGAUACUACAUUUAUACCAAAGAGAGAAUGGACUUCCAUAAAGAAGUGUUCUGAGGCUGGUCCUUUGGAUACUGAAAUGUCUGAGUUGUAUGCCACACCUCAAUUUCUGGACACUGGUGAAGCUCCUGAAAAGGCUCCAGCAAAACAGAGAAAGCGAAAGCGGCAGCGGCGAACUCUGUCUUCAACUCCAAAUAAAAAAGAAAAGAGUGAAGAUAUACUGGGAGAAACUUCAAACUCAGAGGGAGAUAGAACUACUCAAGGGACACUGGGAAGCCCCAAGGAGACUGCUGAAGAAGGGUCUGAAAAUGACCAUGGAGUCUCUUCUUCCAAAAAGUUGCAGGGAGAGCGUGGAGGAGGAGCUGCCCUCAAGGAGAACGUGUGUCAGAUCUGUGAAAAACCGGGUGAGUUGUUGCUGUGUGAGGCUCAGUGCUGUGGUGCUUUCCACCUGCAAUGCCUCGGGCUCUCAGAAAUGCCAAAGGGCAAAUUCAUCUGCACUGAAUGUUCCACAGGAGUCCACACAUGCUUUGUAUGCAAGAGUAGUGGAGAAAAUGUGAAGCGGUGUUUGCUUCCUUUGUGUGGGAAGUACUAUCAUGAAGAAUGUAUUCAAAAAUAUCCUCCCACCGUCACGCAGAACAAGGGCUUUCGAUGUUCAUUGCACAUCUGUAUGACUUGCCAUGCUGCCAACCCUGCAAAUGUGUCUGCGUCUAAAGGUCGUUUGAUGCGUUGUGUUCGAUGUCCUGUUGCAUACCAUUCUAAUGAUUUCUGUCUUGCUGCUGGGACAGUGAUCCUUGCUUCCAAUAGCAUGAUCUGUCCUAAUCAUUUUACUCCUCGAAGAGGCUGCAGAAAUCAUGAGCAUGUAAACGUCAGCUGGUGCUUUGUCUGUUCUGAAGGCGGGAGCCUUCUGUGCUGUGAGUCUUGCCCUGCUGCCUUCCACCGGGAGUGUCUGAACAUUGACAUGCCGGAAGGGAGCUGGUAUUGUAACGACUGCAAGGCCGGCAAGAAGCCCCACUACAAGGAAGUGGUCUGGGUGAAAGUGGGGCGUUACAGGUGGUGGCCUGCUGAGAUUUGCCAUCCUAGGACCAUCCCUGUCAACAUCCAAAAAAUGAAACAUGUCAUUGGUGAAUUUCCUGUGCUGUUCUUUGGGUCAAAUGAUUACCUUUGGACACACCAGGCUCGAGUGUUUCCCUAUAUGGAAGGAGAUGUGAGCAGCAAGGACAAGAUGGCAAAAGGAGUGGACGGCAUCUACAAGAAAGCUCUGCAGGAAGCAGCUGUGAGAUUUGAAGAGCUAAAGGCUCAGAAGGAACUGCGGCAACUACAGGAAGACAAGAAGAAUGAUAAGAAGCCCCCUCCUUACAAACAUAUCAAGGUAAAUCGACCUAUAGGCAAAGUGCAGAUCUUCACUGCAGACCUGUCUGAGAUACCACGCUGCAACUGCAAGGCAGCUGACGAAAACCCCUGUGGCCUAGACUCAGAGUGCAUUAAUCGUAUGCUGCUAUAUGAGUGUCAUCCAGCAGUGUGCCCGGCUGGGGAACGCUGCCAAAACCAGUGUUUCACAAAGAGACAGUACCCAGAAGUAGAAAUCUUCCGCACACUCGCCCGAGGCUGGGGCUUGCAAGCUAAAAGAGACAUUAAAAAGGGUGAGUUUGUGAAUGAGUAUGUUGGAGAACUGAUAGAUGAAGAGGAAUGCCGGACUAGAAUCCGCCAUGCACAAGAGCAUGAUAUUACCAAUUUUUAUAUGCUGACUUUGGACAAGGAUCGAAUCAUUGAUGCUGGACCAAAGGGCAAUUAUGCUCGAUUCAUGAACCAUUGCUGCCAGCCCAACUGUGAGACUCAGAAGUGGUCAGUGAAUGGAGACACCCGGGUUGGCCUUUUUGCCCUCACAAACAUCAAAGCAGGAACUGAGCUGACUUUCAACUACAACCUGGAGUGUUUAGGGAAUGGGAAGACGGUUUGCAAAUGUGGUGCUCCAAACUGCAGUGGCUUCCUUGGAGUGCGACCAAAGAAUCAGCCUCCUGCCACUGAAGAGAGGUCCAAGAGGUUCAAGAAACGACAUGGGAAACGCAAGUCACAGGCAGAAAUCUUGAAGGAGCGAGAGGACGAAUGUUUCAGCUGUGGGGAUGGAGGACAGCUGGUUUCUUGUAAGAGGCCAGGCUGUCCCAAGGUGUACCAUGCAGACUGCCUCAACCUGACUAGACGUCCUGCAGGGAAAUGGGAAUGUCCUUGGCAUCAGUGUGACGUAUGUAAUAAAGAAGCAGCCUCUUUCUGUGAGAUGUGCCCCAGAUCCUUCUGCAAGCAGCAUCGAGAAGGCAUGCUAUUCAUCUCUAAAUUGGAUGGACGCCUGUCAUGUACAGAACAUGAUCCUUGUGGCCCUAACCCUCUAGAACCAGGAGAGAUUCGUGAGUAUGCGCCUUCUACAGAAUCAGCAGCUGGCUGCAAAAACACUGAGUCAUCAGACCAGCAGCCUUCUGCUACCGACCCAAAAUCUCAGCCAUCAGAGAAGCUACCUCUGACUGUGGCCCUGAGGUUGCAGCCCUCAGAUAAACCACCGUCCUCUUCAUUGGCUCUGAGAUUAAAGUCCUCAGAAAAGCCGCCUGCCUCAGUUGCACUGAAGCUACAGCCCUUAGAUAAAUCACCCUCCACAGUGGCACUGAGGCUGCAACCAUCAGACAAACUAUCCUCCACCCUAGCCCUGAGUUUAAAGCCCUCAGAUAAAAGGUCCUCUACCCUGGCCCUGAGGUUAAAGCCCUCAGACAAAUUAUCCUCAGCCCUUGCCCUUAGGUUGCAAUCAUCUGACAAGCCACUCUCUGCUGUGGCUCUUAGGCUACAUCCCUCAGAAAUGUCGCCCUCCACUGUGGCCCUGAGGCUACAGCCCUCUGAAAAACUAGCCUCCACUGUAACCCAGAAGUUGCAAUCCUCAGAAAAGCUAUCCUCCACUGUAGUUCAUGAGUUACAGCCCUCAGACAAGCUGCCCGCCACAGAGGCAUCAGGACCCCAGGACAAGAAACGUGCUGUAGAGGCUUCGGGAUCGGAGACAUCAGGAUCAGCCAAAAUUCCCACUACAGAGACACUAGAUGCUGAGAUGGCAGAUAGGUCACCUUCUGCAGACACACCCGGGACCCAGAUGUUAGACAAGCCAUCUGCUACGGAAACACCAAAGCUCCAGGUGUUGGACAAGCUUUCAGAGCCUGAACCUCUGAAACUUCAGCCACUGGAAGGGGCCACUUCUGUUGGCCCACUGCCUCAGCCAUCAGGCAAGUCUGCCACUCCUGUGAGCCUGCGAUCUCAGCCAGCAGUCAGGCCAGCUACUUCUAUAUCCUUGAGGUCAAAACUAUCAGAAAAGCCAGUCACUCAUGUGGGAUCAUGGCCUCAGGUGCCCAACAGACUUUCUGCCCCAGUGGAUACUCGGCCUGUGCCAUCAGACAAGGUGGCACCUUCGACCACUGCAGGCCUGAGACCUCAGCUGUCAGAUAGGUUUCCAACCCCACUAAGUCCACAGCCUUUGCUGUCAGAAAAAGCACUGAGGCCUGUUGACCAGAAUGCUCAACCAACAGAAAGAGGCUCUGUAACCAUGGAGCAGAAUUCACAACCAAAAGAACGGACAUCUGUAUCUGAUGAGCGAUCCUGUGGGCCUACUGGGAAGCUUUCAACAUACAUGGGACAAACAGCCUGCCCCCUGGAGAACUUGCAAAUACAUGAACAGAGCUCUUGGCUUGGUGCGAAAGGACUGUCGUCUACAGAUCAGUCACUUUGGACAGCUGAGAAACUGCAGGCCCCAGAGCCCAUUCUUUGUCCAGGCCAAGAAGUGGCAUCUGUGGCCCCCACAGAGCAGACAUUUUGGUCAACAGAAAGAUUGUGUGCAUUUGAACAACCUCCUUGGCCUGCAAAAGAAGCUCCCCUUCCUUCUGGACAAACGUCAUGGCUGACCAGAAACCUUCAGACAUUGGAGCAAAUCUCUUGGCUGUCUGGGAAAGUACAAACACCUGUGGGGCAGGACAUUUUGCCUUUAUCUGAACAAAAUUCGGUGCUAGUACUGAGCCAGGAUUGUCCUGGCCAUGAACCUACUGAGUCUAAACCUAAGUGAAGCCAGUUUAUGAUAUCGCACGGGUCACCGUACUUUGGUUGUUGUUUUUUUAUUGUAUAGGGAAAAGUAUUUUGUUUUGUUUUAAUUUUACUUCCCCAGACCCUUAACUUCCAACACAUCCCACCCACCCUAUUAAGAUCUGUACCGGUACACUAAUCUAAAUUGGAAUGAUGCCCAGCCAAGGAGCCAGAAUGUGGAUGGUCUGUUCCUUAUCCAUUUUGCAAACAAUAAAACUGAAAAAGUGGAUUCCACUGUGGAUAGAAUUUCUAAUGCUGUUUAAAUAGCCAAAUUACUAGUUUUACAUGUCCCAGCAACAGGCCUAUAUUGAAGGUAUGUUUCCUAAAUAUUCCUACAUAAUUCUGAAGGAGUAAUUUCCUUUUAUCUGUUCUGGCCAGAUGCAAUUUUUCACUGGCAUCUCACAUUUCCAAAACAGUUAAGGGGUAACUCCAGUUGUAGGGACAGAUGAAGGGAAGGGACUUUAUACUUUCCCCCUCUAACUCUCUUUCCUCCCAGUUCUGUUUUAGGACUGUUUGCUUGAGAAUAUACUGCCAGUGCAAAACUUGUCCAAGUGCAGGUGCUUUUUUGAAAAAAAAAAACAAUCUUGAUGUUACUUGAAGUUACUUGAGAAGCCAGGUCUGUCAGGCAUGAUAGUGCACUGCACCAUGACUGCCUGAUCCUACAAAUGGGAGUGGAAAUAAAAUACAUUCAAAGUUGUCAUCAAUUAGUAUUCUUAUUCUUGGGACUUAAAUCUUUAAAGCAAUGCAGUCAGAGCUACCACUUCUCCAGAAAGUCGACCACUGAGGGCCACAGCAAAAGCAUGCGGCAGAAAUGAGCAAGGCCCUCUCCUGGGUUUUGCAGUAUCUCGUUGCUGUUCUCCAGGUUAUUCUCUCCCCAGCUCCGUUCUCUUUGCAUUGGCAAUUGUUUGUCACUGUGGACAAAUGAAAUUAAUCAUCUUGCCCAACUCCAUUGCAAACAUGUGCUGAGGAAUUAUGUUUGCAUUGUGUGCUAUAGUCUGGUAGCUUUGUUGUAGUGCUGUUGCUAAAGUAUAGCCUAAUUCAGAAGGCAAGACAGAACUCAUUGCCUGUAUAAGAAAAAAUAUGACCAAUGUGGGUUAUGGUGUUUUUGUUUUGUUCUUUACGCUUAUCUUGAUUCGUGUUUGGCUUAAUGCAUCUCUCAUGUUACCAAAAAUACUGAAAGAAGACUUGAAUUAACUGGGCUACACUGAAAAGUCUCUGCAUAUCAGAAACAGAGAUUUUCCUAAGAUUAUAGUUCUCACACUGGAACACAAGGGCUCCAGCAUCUGGCUGAGAUCUCUGUUCUUUUCCUCUUUAUUUUCCAAUCAAGGCAGCCUUUAUGUCUGGUGAAUUGCCAGGCUGGUAUUCUGUGUAAACCUGGUUGGGAACAUUUGCAUUACCCAACUAGACAGCUAUGUUAUUUGGAGAUAGAAAAGCAGUUUGCUAUGGUAUUGAUCAAGUGUUACUGUACAUUUAUACCCUGGGAUCAGAGAAACUAUUCCUUGGGGCUGAAUUAUGACCGUUUCUGCUGUUCUUGCAUGUGGGAGAGCAGACAGACCUAUCAAACAGGUACUUCCCAUAUUGAUUUCAGCUCAAUCCUAAGCAGGAAACAUCACUAUUCUUGCUUAACUGUUGUCAUUGUACUUUCUGGGCAGUUGGAGUUUCACCAUCUGUCACACUCCACUUUCAGAAAGCAAACUUGGCUCACAUCCACUUGACCUCCUUAGUUUUUGCUCAAUGUGGAAGUCCUAGUUGUAUCCACACCCAGAUCCUCCCACAGGGGAACAGAUAAAGCUGGAUGAAUCAGGUCUGAUAGGCAUUUGCCAGUAUUACAGUUUAUGCUUUCCACAGUGAUGGUAUCCACUGGGCAAUGGAAAACAUUCCCUCCGCCGUUGUGCAUCUCAUCCUCUCCUCUGAAUCAUUUCACCUUCUCUGAGUACAGCUGGUAACUUUACAAGGCAAUAUAGCUCAUGGAAUCUUAGUGCUUCAAGCUGGUUCUCCCGUGAGCAACUGCAGGCCAAGCACUGCUCAUAGCUGAAACUGAGGAAAUGCAUUUGUUUCUGCGUGACUCCUGUUUGGAGGAAAACAGGACAGAUCUUCAGAAUCAAUGAGACAGAAACAAGAAGCCAAGGGCAAUUUUCUAAAGCUUUUCCUAAACAGUGAAAAGAUCACCUUUUCAAACUUAGCAAGCUGACAGAAUCAUGAGGCUCAGUAUAUUUAAUAUUUUUUCUUGUGUGGAAAAAAAUAAAGCUCUAGAAUUUUUAACAUAUCUAGGCCUUCCUAUGAGCUGGACUGUCAUGUAGAUUGUGUGUUUGUGCCAGCCCCUUCCCCACAGCCAACUGUUCCUGUAACAAGAAAAUAACUGCACUGCUUUGUCCAACUCUUUUCUUGCAAUGUCAUGUGUUUUAACUAGCUACUUGUUUCAUGGGGAAAAAUAAACUGUGAAUAUUUUUGGUGGAGGCUAUUUUAAAUCUUUAAAGUAGAGCAAAUUUCUCUAUGAAUGAAUUCUCCUAAGUGCAGGUUCCAGGGAUCAAGUGAUAUGAUGACAGUAGCAAAGAUGGUCCAUACAGUAGCAGCACAUAUUAAGUUCUUGGCUUGAAAAACCUCAUUUGAAUUAGGUUAGAUGGAUUUUUUUUGCAUGUCAUUCCAAAUGGAUUGCUUUACAUCUCCCUUCAUCUUUUCCGUCUCCCUUGAGAGCUUCUCUGUACAGAUUCAAUUUCUCCUUCCUUAAUCAGUGCAUUUCUUGGAAACAAGAAGCUGCCAAAUUAAUAAUCUGCAAUGGAAACUGUCAAAAUGUACAUGGAAUAAUGUUCACAUGCAUGCUUAUAGUACUACUUUAUCCACUACAGAGAACACCUUUCCAAGUACAGUGUCUAAUUGAUUGAGAUAAAGAAAUAACAAGGCAAACUUAGAGAAGCAUUCUUACAGAAACCAGAAUUGACACCAACUCCCUAAAUUCAAGGCCCUCUCUGGAAUGGGAAGAAUUGCUCACUCAUAUAAGGCAGAACAAUUUUAUCAGGACAAACACCAACCAAGCAAAGACUGAACACUAUAGCAUUCUGAGAAAUCCUGAAUUUGAAGGAUUGUCCAAAAGGACACAGACUAAAAGAGUGAUGAAAUCAUCUAUUUGGAUAGAUUGCCAGACUUGGUAUAACAUGGAUCAUAUGCCUGUCACUUGCCAUUUCUCUACUUGACUCCCUAGCUACCGUUUCCACAAGCUGGGUUGCUGUUGUUUGUGCAGUACUUUGCAAGUCCACAAGCAUCUGGUGUUUUCCACCUUGAUUUCAUAUUUCAUUCAGGAAACCUGGUCCUCCACCACUGAGGUCUAGUUACACAGAGGGCUUUGCAGAUUUCCCAGCCUCUGUCAAAAUAGGCCAGAUUCUUUGGUACAGUGAUGUGUAGAUCAUGCAAAUAAGCAGAAUUGCAAAUAUUUGCUUAUUUUACACCUUCGACUGAGAAACAAAGAACUAAUGGCUCAUCCACUGUUUCAAUUCUUUUUUGUAUCUUAAGGACUAUAACUUUUAAAAAGAAAAGAUGGAUGUUGCGGUACUCAGGGUGCCAAAUGCUGUAUUCAGUACAAGAUUAUACUUGCACAGCAAGUUUACAGAAUUGCAUAAUAGACAGAAUGCAAUGAGGCAAUCAUAUUUGGGGCCUUGGUUGAUUGGAACAACUGUUUAUAAUGGAGCUAUUUUGCCCCUUUAAAAAAACAUGUACCAGUCAUUCAGAUUACUUUAUGUGAAAAGAAAUAUUGCAAGCAGGCUAAUUAUUGCAUCUCUGUGAGAAACAGAACUAGCCAGUAUCUGUAUAAAACUGGCUUGAAAGUGAAGUAAAUAAACUGGUUUUCCCAGACUUAGAUUCUUAUUGGCCUCCUGAGAACAUGGAAGUGUUCCCCAAUGUUUUUAACCACCAUCCUUCUUGUAGUAGAUCUGCACUAGAAGCUGCAAUGCAGGGCUACAAGUUGUGUCUUUGUAUACUGAUUUGGAUAGAAAAGCAUGCAUGCCAGUCACUGAACAUAAUUUCAGAUUCCUCUGAAAGGAAUAAAUUGUUCUUUAAUUGCCUCUCAAGGCUUAUGUUUUUUUGGGGGGAAGCAGCUCUUUGAUUUGAAAAUCUGUAGCUGCUUGUCUUGAUCUUGGGCUAUUUGUGGGAGCAUUUGACAGCUCAACACAAUUAAACUACGUUCAGCUUUCCCAUUGCUCCUGUGACUUCAACCUUAAUGCUGCAUAUUUCCUUCCCGUCUCCAGUACUGUGCUGUAGCCUAACAACGUGUUAAUGAAAGCUAGGCAGGCUAUAUAUGUGGAAAAAUAUGGUUCAGCUUUUAUAAUGAAAGAUUGGGAGAUACCCUGCCCAUGUUAAAAGCAGCUGCAGUGGCCUUUGCUUGUGUGGACCGCACUUCUGUUUUUGUUGUUCUGUGAAUGCUAAGCUUGCUGCAGCAUAUUUGCUUUAGGAUAUAUAGUUUGUAGAGGAGGAAUUGAGCUCUGGGCUUUUCUGUUGAAAGUGGAAAUUUGGCAUAGGUGUUUGAACAUUCUGCACACGCUUAUGGUUCUUGUGCCAGUAAAGGCUUUCUCCCAAAAUCUGUAGAUGCUUUCAGGCCUCUAUGAUACAACAAGUUUGUCACUAGCCUGUUUGCGGUGUUGUUCCUGUCUGUGAGAAGCAGAGGGCCAGUGAUGCCGAAUGUUUUUAACAAGGUUUUUGUUUAAAGGUACUUAGGAUAGCUUCAUUCUGAGAACAAGAGAUUUCAGAGUACAUUUGCAAAAAAAGUAAGGAAAUAGUAUUGACUGCCUUUUUGCCCCUUGCUUCUACGUUCCCAAAUGGUUACCAUUGCCAGGAAAGCAGGAUCAAUGUAUAUAUGACACCUAUCUCCCAUGUCCCAAUUCUUGCAAUUGUUUUUUUUUAAAAAAAACAGUAUGUUCUUGCUCGCUUAUGCACACGUAUAGGUAAACAUUCCUUUACAACUUUGAUUGCGCUACAAAAAUGUCCAUGAUAAAACAUCUGCAUAGCUCUUCUUUGUAUUCCUGGUAUGGUAGGUGCCAUGCAGUAAGUGGAGCAAGGAGAGAAGAGGGUUCAUGCAUCCCUGGUACUGCUUGGCCCAAGAGCAAUGUCUGCUGCAGAGAAAGCUAGAAGUUGAUGUCCCCAUUGUCACAUGUGAAGAGUAUACAUGUAUGGUUCCCUAGAGUUUCUCAAGAUCUGUAGUAUGCUGGAGACUAGAGAAGCUCUUCUUGAGAGGCUUAUGUCUGUUCCAACGUUUAUUCACAAGGGCUUGAAAAUUAGUGAAAAUUAGCAGGUUCUCCCCACUCCUUUCAGUAAUAAUAUGUAGUGAACGAAAACAGAAAAGCUAAGCUGGGAAAUGAACAUUAAGUGGUGCUAACGUGAAUUAGUGGAGGAAGACUCUUUUUCCCAAGCAGUUUUGUAUUGCUUCAUCUUUCUCAGGCCUGCUUGUUGCUGAUUCUAGAAAGCACCUCAGUGGGAGUUGUGGCUGAGCAGGGCUGUUGCAAGAGGAGGAUUGAACUCCUAUUCUUCAGUGACUCUCCAGAGUUUAAUCCUUAUAUUUCUGCAUGGAUAAUGAGAGGGAAGUCAAUGGAGCAUAUGCUGGUGUCAGUGACAGUCAAGCUUAAUGUAUGUAUACAAAACUACCCAAUCUCAUCUGUAUAAUCUACAAGAGGAUUAAAGAGCUCACAAGGGAAAUGUUUACAGUGUCUGUAUUAAGAAGAGAAGGCGUAUUGGAUCAUUACCUUCAUUUUGGUCUCCUUAGCCAGUUGACUGUAUGUGAAACUUACUAUAAUGGAAAAGAUUGCCCGACCCAGGUGUUCCCGGAAUAUGUACUGUAAUUCUUUGUAUAUAAAAGAAAACAAUUACUGUAAAGUAAAGUUUAACUUUACUCUG
Molecule: messenger RNA, 13525 nt
Organism: Sphaerodactylus townsendi
Lineage: Eukaryota; Metazoa; Chordata; Lepidosauria; Squamata; Sphaerodactylidae
Gene: NSD1
Product: nuclear receptor binding SET domain protein 1
Exons: 23
Coding region: 234-7631 (2465 amino acids)
Biological process (GO): regulation of DNA-templated transcription
Cellular component (GO): chromatin; nucleus
Molecular function (GO): protein binding; histone H3K36 methyltransferase activity
Source: RefSeq, a predicted model, not a curated record